Messenger RNA from Anopheles moucheti, 1339 nucleotides. RefSeq lists its product as uncharacterized. The coding region runs from base 330 to 1319 and encodes 329 amino acids. The record is from RefSeq and is a predicted model, not a curated record. The transcript is spliced from 6 exons. NCBI's taxonomy places the organism in Eukaryota, Metazoa, Arthropoda, Insecta, Diptera, Culicidae. Gene Ontology annotation, biological process: synapse organization. Gene Ontology annotation, cellular component: neuron projection membrane.
UUCGCGCCGCUUAAUACCAAUAGCAACAACACGCGACGACAACGUGCGAGUCUGUACGGUUGUGUAUUUGUGUUGUGUGCCGUGCGUAUGUGCCGUUUGGAUGGAAACGGAUCAACGUGAAAAUUAUGUGACCAUGUGAAAUAAUUGCUCACGGACCAGUGCCACGGGAUCAACAGUAAUCACCAAGCGGAUCGUCCGUUGACGCAACCAUCGUUCGUGUUUGCUGCGGCUUGUCCGACAUUCAGAGGGCCUAGGAAGCGAUCCACCCCACCCCAACAUACCGCGCAUUUUAUUAUAACUUAACACCUGCCGCACCAAAUGAGCACGUGAUGCUGAUUAUACUGCUUUGCAUUUUGGGUUCCACCAGUGCCUGGUACGAAACCAGCCCUUGGAGUACCUCCACUAGACGGUAUUACGCCACCGCCCAAGACCAUCAAACGCAACGACAAUGGACCGAGCCGUACUUCGAUCUGAGCGUUUCCCGCAACGUAACGGUGCGGGAAGGUGAAACGGCAUUCCUUACCUGUCGGGUGGAAAAUCUGGCCAAGUACAGCAUCUCCUGGGUGCGGCACCAUGAUCUUCACAUACUGGCCAUCAACGCGGACACGUUCACGUCGGACGAGCGGUUUCAGGCACUGUACAACGACCAGACCGAAGAGUGGACGCUCAAGAUAAGGAGAACGCGCCGGAAGGACACCGGUAUCUACGAGUGCCAGAUAUCUACCAUGCCGGUGAAGAGUUUGCAGCUGUAUCUGAUUGUUCUCGAUGAAUCGCAGCUAGUCAGACGACAGGACGACAUACUUUACGACAUUCCGCCAUCCUCCGACGAGCAUUCGGAGGGUCAAAAGGCGGCUGACGCCCACAAUCGGAUGUACGCGGAUCGUGUCAAUGAUUAUCUCUUUCUAGCGACCACGACACAAAUCCUCGAGGGUACGAUCGUGUACGGCUACAAAGGACAAAACGUCAAUCUCACCUGCAUCGUCAAUCACAACUACGACCGGCGACCUAGCCACAUCGUGUGGUACCAUCAAAAGGACAUCGUUGCCUACGAGUCGCUACGGAAGCGUGGACGAUCCUCACUGAACAGCAUCACCUCGCACCAUCUGAUACGGAACGCGGAGUUCGAUGACGCUGGAAACUACACCUGCGCCCCGGAGCUGUAUGCCAGUGCUAGCACCAUUGUGCACAUCCUAGACGGUGAAGAAACACAAGAGUCCAACAGCUCCAACCGUAAACGGAUAAAUGUAGGGACGAUUUUGCUUUGCGGAACGUUUGUCGUACUGAGCGUGCUGUACAACCAUCGCGAUAGGAUGAGUUAAUACGCUGCAAAUGGUGGUGC